This is a messenger RNA of Zychaea mexicana, 1698 nucleotides long. RefSeq names its product Sec23-binding domain of Sec16-domain-containing protein. Gene Ontology annotation, cellular component: ER to Golgi transport vesicle membrane; endoplasmic reticulum exit site. Gene Ontology annotation, biological process: autophagy; COPII vesicle coat assembly; Golgi organization. Bases 1 to 1698 code for a protein of 565 amino acids. Lineage: Eukaryota; Fungi; Mucoromycota; Mucoromycetes; Mucorales; Lichtheimiaceae. The record is from RefSeq and is a predicted model, not a curated record. The transcript has 5 exons.
AUGUUAAGUCGUCUUGCAUCCCCUCAAUUGGAGCAAUUGUUGCCUUGUCCGGAUCCUGGUUGUGAGGGUGAAAAUAAGGCAAAGGCCAAGUUUUGCUGUGAAUGUGGACGGCCUCUGACUUCAGGUGUGUCGAGGUCAGUGACACCCAUAAUGGCAACUGCGGCACAGCCACCACCGCCAACUGCUGCUGCUACGAUACCGGACAUGUCGACACAAUACCCGCCGGAUCCAUUGCACCGAGCCAGGGGCUGUCCCAUUGUCACUUUUGGUUUUGGCGGCAAAAUGUGUGUCAUGUUCCCACAAACGGUCCAACGAUUCACCAGUCAUGUUGGAUACGAAAGCGGUGCACCGAUCACCAAGGCCAUGCCAAGUGCUGUUCGAAUCUCAAAACUCAAGGACGUCGUGGGUAGUGACCAGAACCCCACGGUGGCUAGCCUGGCAAGCUUUGUGGGUCCAGUCUUGAAUGAUAGCAAAGGCAGCACAAAGAGUAAAAAGAAGGAGGUACUGGCUUAUGUGGAUAAACGAAUUGAGGAGUUGACUGCUGCAUUACCUGUACAAGAAGGCCUUGGUGUCGAGUAUCGCCACGCUGAGAAUCGGGUGUUGUUGUGGCGAUUAAUCAAGACCUUGACUGAGAAUGAUGGAUCUAUUGGGGAUGGGGACAAGAUGGAUAUUGCCGUCCGUGCGCUUGUGCAGCCGAUCGAAAAGGGAGAUGAAAAUGACCAGGGUAACUUUAGUGUGCCUGCAUACGCACAGGCUGAUGGCCACCAACAAGAUGAAGAUGCCGAAAACUGUGAGCGAUCUAAAAAGGUGUUGGGCGAGCUCGAAGCAUGCCUUGUCAAGGGUGAUCGCUCGGGUGCUGUCGAGUACGCAAUGCAAGAGGAUUUAUGGGCCCAUGCACUUAUUCUGGGCAGCUGUGUAAAUAAGGAUGUCUGGAAAAAGGUCGUGACAAACUUUGUGGAGCGCGAACUAUCGCAAUCGGCCGGGAAAACGCCGCGUCAAGACCGUCUGAAUGUUACUGGUGAUAAGCAAGCAUUGCGAGUCUUGUAUUCGUUAUUUGCAGGCUCAGGAGCUGCGUCUAUUUCCGAAUUCUUGCCUGCUGCUACACCCCAACAACGAUUGGGUACUCCAUUUGGCGUGUCACCUCAAACACAGCCAGCACAAGCAACCGAGGAUCAGCUACAGCAGUGGAGAAUCACUCUGACCUUGAUCCUUGCCAAUCGAACGCCAAGAGACACGGAGGCCAUCACAUCAUUAGGUGAUAUUUUGCGCGCACAUGGCUGGUUAGAUGCGGCUCAUAUUUGCUAUCUCGUCUCCCCGCAAUCUUCAUUACACUCUGGCAUCGAUGCACCACAUGUCCGUUUAACGCUUAUUGGUGCAGAGGGCACCACUGCCUUUUCAGAUCUGGAUGCAUAUUAUCUCACUGAAUUGUACGAAUUUGCAUUAUCCACCAAGCAAGGUGGCGCAUCAUCAUUACCGUUCCUGCAAGGCUAUAAGCUUGUGCAUGCAUGGUGGCUUGCUGACUUUGGAUACUUAACUGAGGCCCAACGGUACUGUGAAGCGAUUGCCAAUGCUAUCAAGGGUUACACCAAGGGCAGCCCGUACUUGCAUCGUCAAUUGUUGGAGAAUUUGAAGGAGUUUGGUGAGCUUUGCGAAGCUGCAAGUGGACAUAGCAUUGGGUAUAGUAGUCUUUUUUUAUGA